Acanthocheilonema viteae is the source of this 1188-nucleotide messenger RNA. Lineage: Eukaryota; Metazoa; Nematoda; Chromadorea; Rhabditida; Onchocercidae. The record is from the annotation of a GenBank genome assembly.
AUGUUUAUGUGUCGGUGCUGUAAUUGGGCAUAUCCUGAUAAGACAAGCUUACAUAUACAUAUGCAAAGUAUGCUGCGGAAUGGUACUCCUGGUGAUGUUUCUGUCCUUGCUAGAAGUUCCAGCGAUGGUCCCGGAAUGGCUGGAGUCGUGGGAGAAAUGUCUCCAAGAGAACUUGAAGGAAGCCCAUCAGUAAGUCCUCCAGAAGCCUGUGGAAAUGAAUCACCGCCAGGCGAACAAACACAUGUUAAAAGUUCAUUAUUUGGUAAUGGUAAUGGUUUAUUGGACAGAUCCAUAUUUCCGGCGACGCUUAAUAAUACCGAUAGUUUAUUUCGAUUUGUAGCCAAGCGGGUUUUCAUACAUUGCAGUGCAUUUCUUGAUGAUGAUGCGAUUGUAGGCCGAAUGGGCCUCCUGAAAGAGGUUCUAGGUGUCAGUUGUCAACCAGUUCCAUUUAACGCUGCUCAAGCUCUCGGCGUUCCCGAAAUAUUGGAUCCAGAUAAUUUGCUGACACAAAUAAACACAGAUAGCAGUGGUCAAAAUAGUUGGCUGACAGCAUGGUUGGCAAAUAAUGCUUUUACUGUGGCGCCUUUCAAUUCUACCAAUUUGUUGGCAGUGACAAGCAAUGCAGAAAGUAUAAAUUUGCAAAAAGAGGGAACGAUAACGACAAAUAUAGCUCUAAAAGUAGAAUCGAAGGAGGAUGAGCAAAAUUCAAAUAGCAUUGAUGUCAGUGUUGCUAAAAGCACCUCACUUGCAUCGCCAAGUAAAACACCAAAUUCCACCUCUUCUUCACAAGAAUGUAAGCGAUCGGUAAAUGGAAGCUCACUGGACGAUUUACUUGAAAAGAAAGGCUUAAGUGUUACUCGAAAUCAUCGAAAUAAACGGAAAGCCAGCAAUCCUCAGCAACUACGGGCAUCAACAGCUUUUGUCGCUGCAGAUGAUGAAGACGAUGAAGGAUUUGCCACACUACCGCGAAAGCAGAAUAUCAUUGAUACAAAUAUCAAAAUAGACGAAUGUGGUAAAUUACUCAACAACGGUAGCAACGGUAGCCUUCCUCUAACAGCAACAGCAAUAGCAACAACAGUAAGCAGAACAACUCCAAAUGGUGUUACACUCGUGGAUGCUUCCACUAGUCCUAUUAAGAGCUGUGAUUGCACGUUUGUUACAUAUGUUGAGAUUCUCAUGCACAAAUAA